GUUUGAUUUUCUGACAGUCGGAUAUAUUUUUCGUCGUGUCCAAAACGAAAAUAUCCUUCGUUUUAUUCUGGUGCUUGUUUCACAAUUUAAUUUUCAAUUAAAAUUCAUAAAUUUUCUAACUUGAUUUGUUGGGUUUUUUUCUUAGCAACGUGAGAGAUAUUUCCAAAGUCGAAAAUCUUCACACAAAAACUCACACCAACCAAACAAUCUCCUCUUUAAUGAAGGAAUGCAUAUAUCUGCUACCGGACUCAGCCGAAAUGCCCUGCUGGUAUUAUGAUAAGAAGGAUCUCAAAGUCACACCAUCCAUUCAGGAUGGCAUUUCAUUCGAGACAGAACGACGCUAUCGCAAAGAGGGCGCUCGUUUCAUUAUGAAUUGUGGCACUCAAAUGGGCUUGGGCCAUAAUACCAUGGCCACUGGAGUUGUCUAUUUCCAUCGUUUCUAUAUGUUUCAUACGUUUAAGAAUUUUCCACGUUAUGUUACAGCGUGUUGUUGUUUGCUAUUAGCUGGCAAAGUCGAAGAAACACCAAAGAAAUGUCGAGAUAUUAUUCGAACUGCAAGAAGUCUCCUCACUGAUGCUCAAUUCUUUUCAUUUGGCGAUGAUCCCAAAGAAGAGGUAAUGACUUUGGAGCGUAUUCUAUUGCAAACGAUCAAAUUUGAUCUACAGGUAGAGCAUCCUUAUAGUUUUCUAUUAAAAUACGCUAAAUGCAUCAAAGGCGAUCAAGCCAAGUUGCAAAAAAUGGUUCAAAUGGCAUGGAACUUUGUCAAUGACUCGCUUAGUACAGUUGUAUGCUUGCAAUGGGAGCCAGAGAUCAUUGCUGUGGCUCUCAUUCAUUUGGCUAGUAAACUGAGCAAGUUUACAGUGGUCGACUGGGUGGGAAGGCAACCGAGCCAUUUGAGAUGGUGGGACAUGUUUGUCUCUGACGUCACAAUGGAGAUUUUAGAGGAUAUUUGUCACCAAGUGCUGGAUUUGUAUCAGCCUAGUCAUGCCAAUAACGACACGAAUAGUCCUCCUCAGAAACCGCCAAGUCGUGCGGAGUCACCAACAAAUAUACCACAGACGCAAUCAGUUGCUCGUGAUCGUGAUGCAUCGCCUGCAGGUUUGGUGAAUUCGAAAAACUCAUUGCCACCACAACAACAAUCAUUUAAUAAACCAUUGUUGGAAGAGAAGAUGGAAGGUAUUCCUAUAGCGACGACGUCAUCGAUAAAACCAUUACAACCGCCACCAGAGCCUAUGCCGUAUAUGUACACAGACAAUUACAUGCAAAUGUACACUCACAACUCGCAUUAUCCCCCUCAAAUACCUGGAUCGCAAAUGGUCCCUCCAACAUCUGCACCGCCACCAUUGCCCCCACCGCCAAUGUAUGGCGCACAAUUCCCAAUGUCGGCGCAGCCCAUUCCAUCGCAUUAUGGAGGAGCUGCUCCGCCACCUUUACCGUCGCAUCGAUCGGGACCGCCGCCACAGCAUAUUGGGCCGCCAAUGCAUCAACAUCAAGUACCGCCAAGUGGUGGUUAUUAUCAGCCUCCAUACCAUCGACAACGGUAUCAGCCACCGACGUAAUAUAGUCAUCAUUCGAAUAAGCAGUGACUUUGACUAGGAAUAUAGAUAAAUGUAUAAAAAAAAAUAUUGAACAAUUAUAAUUAUAAAUGUUGAAAUAAAAAUACAAAAUGCUAUAUUAUCAUCCACCAAAAAUAUUAAUAUUGUUUUU
Episyrphus balteatus (marmalade hoverfly) is the source of this 1707-nucleotide messenger RNA. Its product is annotated as cyclin-K. Bases 219 to 1559 code for a protein of 446 amino acids. Gene Ontology annotation, molecular function: cyclin-dependent protein serine/threonine kinase activator activity. Gene Ontology annotation, biological process: positive regulation of DNA-templated transcription, elongation; regulation of transcription by RNA polymerase II. NCBI's taxonomy places the organism in Eukaryota, Metazoa, Arthropoda, Insecta, Diptera, Syrphidae. The transcript has a single exon. Gene Ontology annotation, cellular component: cyclin/CDK positive transcription elongation factor complex; nucleus. The record is from RefSeq and is a predicted model, not a curated record.